Messenger RNA from Radiomyces spectabilis, 915 nucleotides. RefSeq lists its product as uncharacterized. The transcript has 4 exons. Bases 113 to 712 code for a protein of 199 amino acids. NCBI's taxonomy places the organism in Eukaryota, Fungi, Mucoromycota, Mucoromycetes, Mucorales, Radiomycetaceae. The record is from RefSeq and is a predicted model, not a curated record. Gene Ontology annotation, molecular function: RNA binding.
GACGAGUGAAUCUUGUGACUGUUGUUAAAGCAGCGGGUUCGCCGACCGAAAGAUUCAGGCAAUUUUUUUUUUCUCUGUUCGACCUUCGAGAUUGGGCUUAUUUGAACGAUCGAUGGCUGAAAAGAAACUGACGAAACGUGAGCAAAAAGCUCUUGCAUUCAAGAAGAAGAAUAAAAAGAAAGAUCAACAAGAGAUCACCGAAGAACAAGCAUUUCCUACGAAUGACGUGACAGAGGAUGUUCCCAAAGUAGAAGAAGCACCCAAAUCAGUCACCGGCAAGCGAAAAGCUGAAUCGGAAGAACAGGCGGAUGGUACCAUUGAAGCUCCCAGAAAGAAAAAGAACCGAAGACCCAAAAAGAAGAAACCGGAAGAUGGGGAAUCUCACAACCGAUUCAUCAUCUUUGUUGGCAAUUUGGGAUACGACACGACCAAAGAAGAGCUUACCGAGCACUUUCAACAAGUCGGAGGCAUCAAGUCAGUGCGUCUGUUAUCAGACAAAGUCACCAAGAAACCCAAAGGCUUUGCCUUUGUUGAAUUUGAAACAGCUAGACACUUGACGAAAGCCUUGGCGUUCCAUCAUACGUACUUUAAGAAGCGUCAAAUCAAUGUGGAACUUACCGCUGGAGGAGGUGGCAACAAGAGCGACGCUAGACGAGAAAAGUUGAAACUUAAAAAUGAAAAAUUGCAGCAAGAACGACAAGAAAAUUCAUGAGAAGAUCGUCAACGGAGAAUCUACUUCUUCCUAUCAGCAAUCCACUGAAGCAUAACCUCGCAUUGUAUUCUAUAUCACUGUAAAUUGUUAUUUUUUUCUUCUAUACAUCACACCAAUAGAUCAACGGCAUCCUUUUGUACUCUUUUUACUGUUAUCGCAAGCGUAUUUUUUCUGAGCGACCAUCGUUACAAAGGGCAUCGAUG